Messenger RNA from Anopheles arabiensis, 807 nucleotides. Its product is annotated as isochorismatase domain-containing protein 1. The coding region runs from base 1 to 606 and encodes 201 amino acids. The record is from RefSeq and is a predicted model, not a curated record. Lineage: Eukaryota; Metazoa; Arthropoda; Insecta; Diptera; Culicidae. The transcript has 2 exons. Gene Ontology annotation, cellular component: cytoplasm.
AUGGCUCGCCAGCUGACCAAACUCGGUUAUCUCGAUGUGAAGAAAACGUUAUUUAUGCUGUGCGACUUGCAGGACAAGUUUCGCCCCGGCAUGAAGAUGUUCGAUCCAGUGAUCAAAAACACUAGCAAACUGUUGCAAGCGGGCAAAAUACUGGACGUACCGCUGAUCGUCACCGAACACUAUCCGGAAAAGUUGGGCCGCAUCGUGAGUGAGCUGGACAUUUCGCACGCCAAGGGCGUAUACCCGAAGACGCUGUUCAGCAUGAUGAUACCGGAUGUGCAGCGCAAGAUCGAGGAACUGUACGGGGCGCAGGGUCCCGAGACGGUGGUACUGUUCGGGCUGGAAUCGCACAUCUGUCUCGAGCAAACGGCCAUGGAUUUGCUCAACAAGGGCUACACCGUGCAUGUGGCGGCCGAUUGUUCCGUUUCGCGCACGCAGGAGGACCGAAAGUUUGCGCUGGAGCGCCUGAAGCAGUACGGAUGCUUUGUGACGACGAGCGAAAACGUUAUCUUCAAGCUGAUGCGUGACAAGCAACACCCGGCCUUUGAUAAGGUGCGCCAUCUGGUGCGCGACCCAUCGGUCGAUACGGAGCUGGCUAAGCUGUAAUGUGUGGGACCGGUUCGGUUCGAGUGAUUGACAUGAUGAAAGGGCACCCUUUUUUAGGUGUAAGAGUAGGCACAGCACGGAACUAAUGGUUUGGGAUGCUAAAGUGAUAGAAGAAUUCAAAAUUCAUAGAGAUUUCGGUAGGGAUUUUUUACACAACGGAUGCAUUUAAACAAAGUUACAGUAAAGUAAAUGGUUAUUCAA